This is a messenger RNA of Cladophialophora immunda, 2385 nucleotides long. RefSeq lists its product as uncharacterized. Gene Ontology annotation, biological process: tRNA processing. The coding region runs from base 78 to 2135 and encodes 685 amino acids. The transcript has a single exon. Gene Ontology annotation, molecular function: tRNA (uracil(54)-C5)-methyltransferase activity, S-adenosyl methionine-dependent. The record is from RefSeq and is a predicted model, not a curated record. NCBI's taxonomy places the organism in Eukaryota, Fungi, Ascomycota, Eurotiomycetes, Chaetothyriales, Herpotrichiellaceae.
GGUAGAACGAGUGCGGCGCCCAUUCGACUCUAAUUUUGGUUGCGGAGCUCUGUUUGACGUUGACGGAAGGGACAUCUAUGUUCUUGAGUCGUCGCCUUCCAUGCGCACCGGGCUAUUAUUCGGCUUCUCCUUCGUCACUCCCCGUUCGCCGAGCCGCCAACAACAACACCGCGGCUCGCAAACUCAACAGCGUUGCGCAGCCCUCGGCAGAGUUCCAGCCAUUCAAUCGCAGAACCCGCCAGGUUUAUCCGCGGGAGUACAAUGCCGUGUCGAUCGCGGCGAGGAUGGAGAAAAUCAACAAUAGAGGCCCGCUGGGCCGGGCGAAGCGGCACAGACUCGAGCAGCAACGGUCCCGACUCCAGGACGGCACCCCCGACCAAGUCCUGACGAUCGAAGCAGAGAGUCUUCUCUCAAAACGGCGGCAGAAUGAUGGAGGUGCAGAUCAUGACGAGGGGUCUCGAGAUGAGGGAGGGGAGACCUCGCCGUCGCGGUCCUCGCGUCCGAAGCCGCACACGGAACUCGAACUGGAGAUCGAGGAACUCUCAUCCACCGGCGACGGACUGGCCUACGCACCGGACAGCAACGCCUUCGUCUACGUGGUCCCCUUCGCGGUGCCCGGGGACAAAGUCCUAGCCAAGACGUUCCCGCAGCGGGAGGAGAAUCCACGGUGGACGCGCGUCGACUUUGUCAAACUGCUCCGGGCCUCGCCGCGACGCGAAGGCGUGACGCCGGGGUGCCGGUACUUUGGGACCUGCUCGGGCUGCCAGCUCCAGAUGCUGCCGUACGAGGCCCAACUCGCGCACAAGAAGACGAUCGUGGAGAAGGCGUUCCGGCACUUCUCGAACCUGGACCCGUCGCAGAUCCCGCCCGUCGACGACACCGUCGGCUCGCCUCUCCAGUACGGCUACCGCACGAAGCUGACCCCCCACUACAGCGGGGGUCCGAGGGGGAAGCCGCUCCGGCGAGGCGACGACCCGCCCCCGUUCGGGUUCAUGAAGAAGAACCUGCCCACGAUCUUGGACAUCGAGCAGUGUCCGAUCGGCACGCCGAUAUUGAACGAGGGCCUGAAGAUCGCGAGGGAGAAGAUGCACGAGUCGUUCUGGAAGAGCAGGACCGGGGCGACGGUUCUGUUGCGGGAGUCGACGAGACGCGAGAUGCUUCCGUCAACGGCGAUGGCAACAGAUACCUCGUCAGGGGCAGGCGAACAGGUGGAAAAGGGAACGGACGAGGUCGCCCCAGAAGGCGAUAAUUCACAGGCUCCAGCCCUCGAAUCUAUUCACGACCUGUCGUCCCUGCCGCUCGCCUAUGCCGGGGAGCCAGUGUCCACCGAGCUCUCGUUCCCGUCUCCGACCUCCCCGGAAAUCAUAUACACGUACCCUCGCUUCCGAGACAUCAAGACCUACACGUCCGACAACAAAGCCUUGACGACCGAGCACAUUGGGCCCUACACGUUCACCACGCGGGCGAACAGUUUCUUCCAGAACAACAAUUCCAUCCUGCCGACUUUCCUAUCCUACAUCCGCGAGAACCUGCUUCCUAAGACGACGACAUCACUCACCGAACCAACGACCACGGCAGCUCCCGUGUCUUGGAUCUCCGGCGGCGCGUCAGAAGGAGCCCCGAAGAUCAAAUACCUGCUGGACGCGUACUGCGGCUCGGGCCUCUUCAGCAUCGCGCUCGCGCCGUAUUUCUCGUCGGUGUUGGGCAUCGACAUCGACGCGCUCUCCAUCUCGUGCGCGCGGGACAACGCGAAACUGAACCACAGCGCCAACACCACCGCCGCAGCAACGGGGCAACAGGCCGGCGAGAGCAACACGGGCUUCAUCGCCGCCGACGCCCAAGCGCUAUUCACCGACGUGCCGUUCCCGCCGUCGCAGACCCUCGUGGUCAUCGACCCGCCCCGAAAGGGCGCCUCGCCAGAUUUUCUGCAGCAGCUGUGCAACUUCGGCCCGCGCCGCGUCGUGUACGUCAGCUGCAACGUCCACACCCAGGCCCGCGAUGUGGGCAUGCUGGUCGCCGGCUUCGGCGGGCGGUGGCGCUACAGUAUCGAGAAGCUGGGCGGGUUCGACUUCUUCCCGCAGACUGGCCAUGUGGAGGGGGUGUGUUUCCUGGACAGGGUCGAGCAGGGAGUGUGAGAUUCUUGAUUCGCCGAUGGAGGACAUGCUGGGUGCAUUGGUGGAUUGGGAUAGCUGGAUGUCUGAGGAGGCGUUGAUAGCGCAGAAAAUCACUCGUGAACGGAGUUGUCGUUGCUGUCCAACCCAUUUCUUUCCUCGGAUGGCAGAACUGUAUAAUUAGACACCCCCUUAGUUCUUCUCCUCCUAGCAGACCUUUUCAAACACAUGGCAGAUCCGACACUUUUGGAGCCCCCAUUCUGCCAUUUUCGAC